UGGCCAAAACCAGGAGCACACCAAGGCUGCCAACUUCUGGACUUGAAGCACUGCACAGAAUCCAGCCCAAGGAGGCCCCCAACCAGAUACCCAACUCCAAGGCACCUCCCACCUGCCCAGGGCACAAAUUGUCAACGGUCCCAGCUACAAUGCAGGCCGCUGGGCUCCCAGAGCCCCUUGACAGCAGGGGCUCCUUCUCUCUCCCCAUGGUGGGUGCCAACAUCUCUCAGGACAAUGGCACCGGCCACAAUGCCACCUUCUCUGAGCCGCUGCCGUUCCUCUAUGUGCUCCUGCCCGCCGUGUACUCUGGGAUUUGUGCCGUGGGACUGACUGGCAACACGGCCGUCAUCCUUGUAAUCCUGAGGGCGCCCAAGAUGAAGACGGUGACCAACGUGUUCAUCCUGAACCUGGCCAUCGCUGAUGGGCUCUUCACACUGGUACUGCCUGUCAACAUCGCAGAGCACCUGCUGCAGCACUGGCCCUUCGGGGAGUUGCUCUGCAAGCUGGUGCUGGCCAUCGACCACUACAACAUCUUCUCCAGCAUCUACUUCCUAGCCGUGAUGAGCGUGGACCGAUACCUGGUGGUGCUGGCCACUGUGCGGUCCCACCACAUGCCCUGGCGCACCUACCGGGGGGCAAAGGUCGCCAGCCUGUGUGUCUGGCUGGGUGUCACGGUUCUGGUUCUGCCCUUCUUCUCUUUUGCUGGCGUCUACAGCAAUGAGCUGCAGGUCCCAAGCUGUGGGCUGAGCUUCCCGCGGCCCGAGCGGGUCUGGUUCAAGGCCAGCCGUGUCUACACGUUGGUCCUGGGCUUCGUGGUACCUGUGUGCACCAUCUGUGUGCUCUACGCAGACCUGCUGCGCAGGCUGCGGGCCGUGCGGCUCUGCUCUGGCGCCAAGGCUCUAGGCAAGGCCAGGCGGAAGGUGACCAUCCUGGUCCUCGUCGUGCUGGCCGUGUGCCUCCUCUGCUGGACGCCCUUCCACCUGGCCUCUGUCGUGGCCCUGACCACAGACCUGCCCCAGACCCCACUGGUCAUCAGCAUGUCCUACGUCAUCACCAGCCUCAGCUACGCCAACUCAUGCCUGAACCCCUUCCUCUACGCCUUUCUAGACGACAACUUCCGGAAGAAUUUCCGUACCAUGUUCAGGUGCUGAGGGGCCUGAGCACCCACCAUCACCCCCACCACCACCCAGUUCGGGUUGUCUCUUUCAGGGGGUGCCCAUCCUGUUCACAUCCCAGUGCUGUCUUCUCCACACAGUGAGACACAGACCCUCAAACACUGGCCACCAGACCUACAGAGACAGCUGUGGGCAUAUACCUUCCAUGUCUCUGCUUCCU
This is a messenger RNA of Cercocebus atys (sooty mangabey), 1335 nucleotides long. RefSeq names its product neuropeptides B/W receptor 2 (gene NPBWR2). The record is from RefSeq and is a predicted model, not a curated record. The transcript has 2 exons. Gene Ontology annotation, biological process: neuropeptide signaling pathway. Gene Ontology annotation, molecular function: neuropeptide receptor activity; neuropeptide binding. NCBI's taxonomy places the organism in Eukaryota, Metazoa, Chordata, Mammalia, Primates, Cercopithecidae. Bases 150 to 1151 code for a protein of 333 amino acids. Gene Ontology annotation, cellular component: membrane; neuron projection.